UCCUUAACCCUAUUUUUAAUGUUUACAUAUUUCAAAUACGAUUUAAAGGGAAAUAAUUUAUAAAAUUGUUGUUUAUAUCAAACCAGAGAAUAGUAUCAAACGAAAUAGAGCACUAGUUUAACAGGCACCAAAUAUAACCUUAUAAAUCAAGCUCAAAAUGGAUCCAGACGAAUCUACUCCCAGAAAAUCGAAAAAACCUAAAUCAAAAAGACCGAAACCUGCACCUUCAGACGACGGAUCUUCAUCCAACGAAUUAGUGAUAGUUGAUGAAUCUUGUCCGAUUAAAGCUCAACCGAAAUUGCCUCUAAAUAAAAUGCCGGUAACCACUCCAACCACUAGUACGAAUAAUAAGAAAAGAAAGAAAAGGGACAGCGCUUCUAGUGAUGAAGAACGUUGGCUCACGGCUAUCGAAUCGGGAAAACUGGAAGAUGUAGAUGAUGAGCUUAAGAAAAUCAAAUCGAAAGACCCCGCCUUGAUGACGGCCAGGCAAAGGGCUAUGUACGAUCGGGGUACAGAGGGUAACCCUUCAACACCUACUUUGAUGUCUUUACCAACAGGAUACAAGGAAAAAGUAAUGACAGCUGAAGCUAUUCAAAAGGCAGCAAUUAAGUCACUUAAAAGAAAACAGUUAGCUGACGAAAAAAGGGAAAAAGACAAGAAAAAAACGAUGGAACGCUUGCUGAAAAAGCAAGAUUCCAAAGCCGGGAAACAAACCAAACAAAAAACAACAAGAACAAACGCUCCUUUAAUUAUUUACAGACAGAACAACGAUAUUACAAUGCUGUCUUUGCCUGAGGGUGUAGACUUUCCUUUAAAGGCUAGUAUAGCUCCAGAACCUAAAAAACCAGAACUCUGUGGAAUGAAUUGUGGAAACUUUAAAAAGUAUAAUUGUUCAAGGACUGGUGUUCCAUUGUGUAGUUUAGAGUGUUACAAAAAUAAUAUUUCUAAUAGAAUCUUAUAAUAAAGUUAAGUGAUAUAGUAGGUUCCUGUUAAGUUCUAAGUUCUCUACACACUGUUGUAGGACCCUGUAUAUAAGAACUUAUAAAAUUGAUAAAAUUCUAAGUGUUGACUUACACAGUAAGUUAAUAUGACAGGAAUUUUAACAAAUAAUAUUUUUUUUUAAGAACUGAUUGUAAAUGUACAUAAAAUAUUUGUGAUUUUGUAUAUACCUAAAUAGAGAUAAGCCUUAA
Molecule: messenger RNA, 1190 nt
Organism: Sitophilus oryzae (rice weevil)
Lineage: Eukaryota; Metazoa; Arthropoda; Insecta; Coleoptera; Curculionidae
Product: INO80 complex subunit B
Exons: 2
Coding region: 158-961 (267 amino acids)
Biological process (GO): chromatin remodeling
Cellular component (GO): Ino80 complex
Source: RefSeq, a predicted model, not a curated record